CCAGAGCCUCUGGUACUACCAGGAAAACACCAAGUGUGGCCACAGACAAAGCCACCCUACACCUGCUCUUAAGGGAGCAACAAGCGCCUCAUCCCUAGUCACGGGUCAAGGGUAGCAGAGCCGGGACCCUACCUCACCUUACCUCCCCCCUCCCCUCCGCUCCCCUAGGGCCAGGCAGCUGGAGCAGUCCCACCUGGGCCAACCCAGCAAUCUGCAGGGCAGGUGACCUCCACUGUUGAUUCUACCCAGAGGACAUGAACAUUUUUAGUUUCCCAGGAAUGUCCAUCAGCCCACACAGGAGCCAGCUGCCUCUGAGAUGAGGUCGCUGGAUUAAAACAAACACCAGGUUUGCUAUAUAAGGACCACAGGGCCCCUGGGCACCACCUUACCAGGAAUCCCAGGUAGGCUCAUUCCUCUUUAUAUCUGUGUGUGCUUAAAGGUCUGCCUUACUGUGUGCCUGCUGGCCAUCUGCUUAACCUCUCUGGGCUCAGCAGACCCAUUUUCACAAAGGGGAGAAGGACAACCAAGGUCAAUGUGACGGCUCAGGGACAGCGCUCGAUUUAAAAGCUGCCUCAAUCCCAGGCUGUCCCCUGGAGAUCCUGCUGGUUCAGCUUCAUCAUCAGGGACUGGGACAACCAGCACUGGGGUGGACACCCCAAGUGUUUGCCACACCAAGAUUCACAGAACCUUUAUUUCUCCCCAACCUUAAAGAGGGAGACCCUCCCUACUUCACAGUCACCACUCAGGUCCUCGAGUCCCCUCACCUGUCCGCUGGGCUCCUUCCCAAACAAUUCUGAGGCACAUCAAGGGGAUGAGACAGGCAACCUGGAAACCCUCUCUCCCUCAGAGCCACCUGAAGCCAUGUUCUCUGCGGGGACCAUCUGCAGCCUGCUGCUCCUCAGUGUGCUCUGGGUGGACGUGGCCAUGGCAGGCUCCAGCUUCCUGAGCCCCGAACAUCAGAAAGCCCAGCAAAGAAAAGAGUCCAAGAAGCCACCAGCCAAACUGCAGCCCAGAGCUAUCGAUGGCUGGCUCCACCAAGAGGACACAGACCAGGCGGAUGGCGCAGAGGACGAGCUGGAGAUCCGGUUCAAUGCUCCCUUUGACAUGGCAAUCAAGCUGUUUGGGGCUCAGUACCAGCAGCACAGCCGGGCCCUGAGGAAGUUUCUUCAGGACAUCCUUUGGGAAGAGGCCAAAGGUGAGUCUUUUUCUGGGUCAGGUUAAUCCCUUUGCCAUGAAAUCCUAAAUGGGAGCUGAGCUGGCCAGAGCCUGCCAGCUGGGUGACACAAGACACCUCCUUCCCCAACUCUGCCCCUCCAACAGCUUCCCCAAAUCCCUGAAGGAAGCAGCCAGGCUGGUCCUGAAGAGCCACACGGAGCAGGGUGAGCUCAAAGCCUUUGUCAAAGAACACCAUGUUCCAAGCACUGGCACCUUAGCCAGCUCUAGGGCCCAGGGGAGCCUAGACUUCUUAAAGUGGCUCCAGAGCCCAUCAUGAGUGCAUACAACCACCUGGUGUGACAGCAUCUUGCCCAUGAAACUGCACAUCACAUGGGAAUUGGAGCCUCAGCUGCCUUCAGAAGAGGCUCCACAGCCAGAUACGCAAAGGAUUCUGGAUUCAUUCUGAAUCCCCAAGUAUCUGUUAAAAGACCCCAGCUUGUCCCUAAGGGGACAAUCUGCCACACUCCUUCCUCACAAACAUGCACCCCAACAUGAUGUAGGCAGCGGGUGCUCACCCUGCUGCAGAGACCAGAACCCCAACAGGAGACUUGCCCAGCAUCACACUCCACACUCCAACACCACCUCCCAACUCCAAGGACAAAUGCUCCCCAUCCCCGUCACCACAUGUCACCUCCCCCAUCACACUGUAGAAGGCCAGCAGGAGGGUAGCCUGGAAUUGUGACCCAACCUCUUGCUUUUCAGAGGCCCUGGCUGACCAGUGACCACCUCCAAGAUGGGCCUGCUCUUAGCUUUCCUCCCAAUCUGGCAUUCAGAUUGCAUCUGCAACGACCCCCAGUCCUCCUGUACUAGGUUUGAGUGAAUAAAACCUCACACUUCACUUAU
Ictidomys tridecemlineatus (thirteen-lined ground squirrel) is the source of this 2058-nucleotide messenger RNA. RefSeq names its product ghrelin and obestatin prepropeptide (gene Ghrl). Gene Ontology annotation, biological process: positive regulation of growth hormone secretion; negative regulation of inflammatory response; regulation of response to food. Lineage: Eukaryota; Metazoa; Chordata; Mammalia; Rodentia; Sciuridae. The record is from RefSeq and is a predicted model, not a curated record. Gene Ontology annotation, molecular function: ghrelin receptor binding; growth hormone-releasing hormone activity. Gene Ontology annotation, cellular component: extracellular region.